AAAGGGAACAGGUGAGCUGUAGCAUGCAGGAGAUCCGUGAGCUUCCAUCAGACCGGUCACAACUCAGGAGGCUUAGUCCCUAAAGAUGGUGAAGGCUGUACUUUCUGUUGUGUUGAUGCUGGUGGUCGUUUCCUCCACCAUUGCCAAAUACAUCCCAAAGACCGGCAAGAGGGUCCCACAGACCCUGUCCAGAGGAUGGGGUGACCAGCUUAUCUGGGCGCAGACGUAUGAAGAGGCUCUCUACUGGUCCAGGUCAAGGAACAAGCCGCUGAUGGUCCUGUUUCACCUGGAGGACUGUCCACACAGCCAAGCCCUGAAAAAGGUCUUCUCCGAAAACAACGAGAUCCAGAAAACCCUGGAUGAGGAUUUCAUCGUUCUCAAUCUAAUGUAUGAAACCACAGACAAGCAUCUGUCUCCUGAUGGACAGUACGUCCCGAGGAUCCUCUUUGUCGACCCCUCCAUGACUGUGAGGGCAGACAUCAACGGGCGCUACGCUAACCGCAUGUACGCCUAUGAAACCGGCGACAUCAACCUGUUGAUCAGCAACAUGCAGAAAGCCAAGAAGCUCCUGAAGGGCGAACUCUGAGGACCAGAACCAGAACCAGGACCCGACCAAGUUUUCUGUCACCCAAAGAGUUUCCAUCGUUCACCUCUAAACUUUAUUGUUUUCAUCUUAGAUAACUUUACUGAUUCAUCCAGUUUUUGAUGUGCAUUUCUUAGAAAUAUGUUUGAUUCAUGUUGAUCAGAUAUAAACUUGUUUAUGAAUGAACUGUAAUAUUAAUAAUUUGCCCUUUUACUUGCAAAUACAUGAGUACAAUAUAAAACCAA
Cyprinodon variegatus (sheepshead minnow) is the source of this 828-nucleotide messenger RNA. RefSeq names its product anterior gradient 2, protein disulphide isomerase family member (gene agr2). The transcript has 8 exons. Gene Ontology annotation, cellular component: endoplasmic reticulum. The record is from RefSeq and is a predicted model, not a curated record. The coding region runs from base 86 to 586 and encodes 166 amino acids. Lineage: Eukaryota; Metazoa; Chordata; Actinopteri; Cyprinodontiformes; Cyprinodontidae.